GAGAGAGAGAGAGAGAGAGGGAGAGUUUGAAGAGUGUAGGCUGACAGUCUUUGGCUUUAGUAUUCCAUGUGAGGUCGUGGCGAGAGGGUUUCAUUCGUGUGUGGAUGUGGUAGUGUGGAGUGGUGGAGGUCCCUGCUGGAUGAUUUACCUAACAGAAGGUUAGCAUCAGAACGGUGGCUAUCCUCCUCUUUAACUUUCCCUCUGCAACAACUGAAGUGCGAGAGAAAGCUUCCAACUCUUCUUUGCAACAACCACGCCAUCUUCAGUACAGUUAAGCUCCCCUGAGUAUACUGUACUGAAAUCCUCAUCCUCUGUCCGUACAGGCAGCUCCUUGGAGUAUACUGUAUCGGAACAAAAGCCUUGCCUGCUUGGCUGCCUGCCUCUGAGUGAGUGAGUGACAAGCGCGUGACGGGUAGGAGACGGUUUUGGUGAGAAGAGCCGUAGAAGAAGAAGGAAACUGAGUCUAGCUCUCGACUGAGAUUGACCUGCUGCCCCCCGCCCCGGUCUACUAGAUAGCGUUUGACCCGACGAACUCUGUCCAGCGUUGCCGUCCCUGCUUCCCCCAGACGUCGUCCCUUUCUUCCAACCCAAGGGCUUGUUGUUGUUGCCGCUGUUGUUGGUUCUGCCGCGUCCUCCGGCAGAUAUAUUUCCUCCUCGUGAGAGGCGUCUUCAGGAAGUCCACACUUCCUACCCCUAAGGGCUUAUUGCUGCUGCUGCCACUGCUUGCUGCUGUUGCUCCUGCCGGCGCCGUGUCCCCCGGCAGGUCAUUUCCCCUCGUGAGAAGUCUCUGAAAGGAAGUCAUCAUCAAGAAAUCAAUCACCAUGCCCAUGUUCACCAAACUCGGCCACAAGACGUCCACAGCGGCCAAGUCGAGCGGCCAGUCGGCGGCCAAGGCCAACGCCGCCACUGCCAAGCCUGCUCCUGGGACGCCCGGAAGCACCUCCUCGACAAUACUCGGUGGCAGAAACGUCUACAGAAAGAGCUGAUGUCGCUGCUGAAGGAACCCCCACCUGGUGUCACAGUCGACGUUGAUCAAGCACACACGAAGCUUACAGAGUGGGUUGUUCAUAUGGAAGGCGCCUCAGGCACCCUUUACGAAGGCGAAAAGUUCCAGUUACAGUUUAAGUUUUCACCAAAAUAUCCAUUUGAUUCUCCAGAGGUGAUAUUUGUUGGAGACAAUAUUCCCAUCCAUCCACAUAUCUACUCGAAUGGGCAUAUAUGCUUAAGCAUUUUAACAGAAGAUUGGUCCCCAGCCUUGUCAGUUCAGGCUAUUUGUCUAUCCAUUAUUUCUAUGUUAUCAUCAUGUAAAGAAAAGAAACGACCACCAGAUAAUAGUUACUAUGUAAAAACUUGCAGUGCCAACCCGAAAAAAACAAAAUGGUGGUAUCAUGAUGACACUGUAUGAUAUGAUGCAUGUAGCCGCAGUUGUAUCCCUUAUCUCAACAAGUCGCUCACCCUUGCAUAUAAAGAAUAGAUCUUUACUGCAUUAUUUGAGAAGCAGUGAAGUUGAACUGUUGGUGCUGACUGUAUUAGAAUGUUUAAUAUGCAACUACACAUUGAAUUGUUAGUGAAUCCUCACAGAAAAAGAAAGAAACAUGCCAGGAUGGAUUCUGCUUGUGCCCAGUGGUAAGUUUAGAACCAUUUAGGAACUUGCAAGAUGUUUAACAACUUAUGAUCAUUAACAGAAAUCUAAUUUAUGAAGUCAAGACAGUGAUAAAAUACCAGAUGGUCAUCAUGUAUUGAAACACUGAAGAAUACAGUUAUUUGCUGUGCAUUGUGUCUACAUUUGGUGAUAUCACUGUAACAACACUAGGAUAUACGUAUCUGUAUUUGGUGAUACCACUGUAACUACCAUAGGAUCUAUCUACAUUUAGUGAUAUCACUGUAAUUACCCUAGGAUCUAUCUGUAUUUGGUGAUAACACUGUAACUACCCUAGGAGUAAAAUUAAUUUAGUAUUUGAUUUCCUAUUUUUCCUCUGCAUCUGUUGGUGCGCUUUUCACUCAGUAAAACGUUGUACAGUUCUUUAAAGGUUAUGAAUUACAUUAUACAGUAUUAAGAUAGUAAUGACACAUUUACAAAUAAAUUCAAUUUACAUUUUUGUUAUUGUACCUGUACGUACCUUGUAGUUAUUACUGUAUAUUAUUAGUUAUGUAAUGAUACGUUAGAUAUAGGAGCAGACUUAUGGAAUGAAUUAAAAAAAAAUCAUACAAGUUAAAAGUAGAUGUAGCUCUAGCAUCAGUUGUGAAGUAUAGGGUACCUUUAUCAUAUGUUUAAGAUGCUUAACUCUUUUUAACUUAGGAUAGGACAGUUGGUUCCUGAAAAAACCCAUUCUUCUAUCUGCUUUUAUUUUCUCUUUUAAACAAGUCUUUUGACUAAUAAUUUUCAUUGUAUAUCUGUAUAUCUGGGUUAUUUUCUUAUUACAGUCCAUCAUAUUCAGUGACUAUUUUUGUAACCAUAUGUAAUGUCUGUACCAAGGUUUCCAUUUCCAUAUACUACAUAUAUACAUAUAUUUUUAAGUUUUAUGGAACAGUAGAUUUUCUUAUUUACUGCUGACUGCACCAUGAAUUCUAAAUUUCUGUAACAAAGUAUUGUUUAUUUGCAAUGUUAAGUUUGGCAUCAUAGUUUCCAGAGCAAUAAAGAACAAAAAUAAGAGUAUUGUACGUUUGACACUAAAAACUUAAGACUAUAUUUUCAGUAAUUAUAAUUGUUCAUAAGAAAGUUAUUGCUGCAUCAGAAUACAAAGAGCAAUAAAACAUGCAAGUCCAUAAUACUAAAAAUUUGAGGGGUUUUAAUAAACUAAACAACUAUAAUUGUUUCUCUUCACUUAAUAAUUAGUGAAGUGAAGCAUUCUGUUAUUUAAGGUUUACCCCAUAAUCAUUGGUGAUCACAAGAGAAUGCGUAUUGGCAAAUAUAAAGCUGUUGUAAAAUCAAAGGCAAUUUGAGAGUUUACUAGUACUUUCCGAUAAAGAUUUGUUCCUUCUUUAAUAAAGAUUUGUUUCUUCUUUAUUACCUCUCAAAAACUAAUUAAAUGCAAAAAAUUUUUUUUUCAAAAGUAUGUAAAGCAGUUGCUUUCAGAAUACUGUAAUUCACUUUUAGCCGUUUGUUUAACACAAAAAAAAGUGGGGGAGGGGGAGAAUAAAAGCCAGGAACAUCCAAUAAAGUAAAUUAUUCUGACUCAGGUGAGUUGUGGGCUUGAAAGUUUUGGAAAGUAAAAUACAGACAAGUAAGUUUUUUUUAAUCAAUUAGUAUUUAACUUCCAUGAACUUAUAAUCAACAUUAACUGCUACUUAUUGCUGAUAUUUUGGAAUAUGAAAUAAAUAAAUAUUUGAUAUACAGAAUGGAUAAUACAUUUGCAUCAACAGCUGAAUUGAGGAAUAAGUAACACUGUAAUACAUAUAGUGUAUAUAGCAAUGUCAGUUGCUACUUGAAUACUUAAAAACUUGGCCUUCAACAGAAUUUGCUUAAGUGUUAAUUGUUUUCAUAGAAAUGGAUGGAAAAAUUGUAUGCCUUUCUUUAUAUCUUGUUGCUUUGGAUUUUCCAAACUGUUAGAAGUACCUAACCAACGUAAGCGAUGCCCCAACCAGUCAACUUGAUAAUGCUCAAAGAACAUAUACUGCAUUGGGUGUUUAUGAAAAACCUUGUUAAUAACAAAAGCAUUUUUAUGACAACGAUAUCAGAGGAACAAUGUAUAUUACCUUACAAUUAAAUACCUCUCAACAAUAAUGAAUGUGAUAACAUUAAACUCAUAGUAAAGAGUUGUGUAAAUCAGUGCUUCAAGACUGUGACCAUUAUGUUUAAAGAGAAAUAUAUUUAUCAGUAUUGUUUUUAUGUAAUGAAGAAUGAAUGAAGUUUGAUGUGAUUACAGUGACCAUUCUCAUGACUUUUUAUUAUGGUAAUGUACCUGUCAUUUCAUUUUGUACUGUUGCAGCAAUGUCUCAGAUAGCUUUCAGUAUCUUUGCAUUGCAAUGUGAUCUUUCUACAUGUUAUAAUCAUAUUGUAAUUUAAUAGGUUAAUGACUGAUUUAUAUACUGUUAAAAGCUCUGCCUAACUUUUUUCUUUUUACGGCCCAAAUACUUAAAUCGCCUUUGUAAAGUCAACUUAGCAGCACAUUAUUGAAGACUUUAAUGCCCAAUAUAUAUACAUAUAUACAUAUUUAUUUUUAUUUAGUGCUUUGUCAUCACUCUGUCAUGCUUGCAUGAAUCUGUGUCUCAUCUUUUAAAAAAUUCUUAUAUAACUGUAUACUAUAUUGUAAAUGAAGUAUUGCAAUCAAUUAUGAUUUCUAAGUAGAUUUUUUAACAGAAAUAACCCAAUUUUCAAGUAAAGCAUAGCAUAAGGCUUUUUAAGUUGCAGCAAUUACACAAAGUAUUCAAAUGUUCAUGUCUAGUAAAGUAAGUUUAAGAGAAUGAUUUGAAGAUCCAACAAUUUUUUUUUCAAAGUGAUCAUCACCAUUGUAAAGGUGAACUUUGACAUUUAUGUUCAACCAAAAUUUAGUAAGGGCAUUAUAUUUUUCUAUAAAAGGUAAUAUUUUAAAGUUAUUAAAUAAGGAGGUGCCCAAAAACAUUGGAAAAUUAAUCAGCCAACUGGUUUUACUUCAAAAUGAAAUUAUUCUUACCAUAGCAUAUAUCAUACUUGGUACAACAACAAGUCUGUAUAAAGAAAGUAAUCAAACAUUGGAAUUUAUGCCAUUCUAUUCUACAGCAAUGUCUUUGAUACAAGAGCAUAAUUACAUAUGUGGGGGCACUGUUGCAUGUCAGAUGCACCUGACUAUUUGUAAGCAAAUUGAAUGACAAAACCCAGGCUAGUGUCAUUUUCAUGGAUUCAUUGUGACUGUUUAAUUAACAUUAAUUGCUGAAUUACUAUUUCAUCACAGUAGUCUAGAUUAAGAAUGAUAUUUUACAUGCACAGGUGAUAAUUUCAGAGCUGGAAAAUACUGAGCUAGUGCUAUAGUUGCCAAUUAUCUUAGUUUAAUUAGUGCAAAAAUAGACCUUUAGAUUACCUGAAAUCACUGGGUACAAGAAACUGCCUCAAUGUUUUUACUAAAAUACUGAGUGACUAAGAACACAGUAAUGUUACAGUGUUGUACAGUGCAUGCAGCUAGCUUCUAUAUAACCUUUUUCAAAACUUUGAAGUGUCUUAAAUGAUAUCAGUAUCUGAAAGUGGUUUUUGUUGUCACAUUUAAUUUCAUGCUUUAUAUAUACCAAGGUCAUGCCUUACAAUCUGCUAUAUUUUACUUUAUAAUUUUAACCAAGCACUGGUAGUAGUUCAAGUAACAGCAAACACUUGAAAGGAUGGUGUUAAUAUUGCAUAGAGAUGGAGGACCAUUUGUUCACUAUUUAACAAAUCACUUGUGAAUAGUACGUACAAGGUACCCCCAUGUCAAGUAGGGAAUAUUUGAAGAUAAUCAUUCUAAUGUAUGUACCAUCUAUACUCUAUGGACAUUUAAGAAUUUAGGCCGUUGUUUUGUAACUCCUGAAGCACAAAAUAGCACCAUAUAAAAGGAAAAAUCAAUCAGACUUUAAAACAGAUAUUGUGAGCUUAAAAGAACAUGCAACUUGAAUGCCUAAUUCUAUAUACUUAUAGAACUUUCUUGGUUUCAACUUUUUAUUGUGCAGUUUUGUACUUCUAUUUCUGAAUUACUGAUAUUACAACAAGGAACUUAUAUUAUGCUCAGACCUCCUUUCUUGGCAUAUCAUUAGAUAGCAAUGUAGUGCAUGUUCCUGUUAUGAACCAAAGGUAGGAUAUACAAUUUUUCUUUCUUGUUUAUUCUAUUUCUCUGGCAAUAUAAUGUGAGGAUCACCAACAUUGUAUUUCCAGAAUUAAUUUGAAAGCACCAGCCUUUUGUUUGUAAUGGUAUGGCUGAUGGGCAUAAAAUUAUUUUCAAGUACUGUUUGCGUAGGACUGUUGGAUAGCAUAGCCUGACCAAGGAAUGGAAAGAGCUUGAAGCUCUUCCCUAAAUUUCAAAAUUGGAAUAGAUUAGAAUUACUUUACAAAAAAUUAAAUGUCUGUGGCUGGUCCACAAGUAAAUAGUGAACAUUGAUUAAUAUAAUAAAAACUAAAUUAUUUGAUUAAUCCAUAUUAUUUAUUGUAAAAAAAACUUUUGAGUUUAGUCUCAUCACUCAAAAUCAUUUUUAUUUUGCAAUAGGCAAAUUCUGAGGAAAAAAUGAAAAACACAGCCUAACAAAUUGCUGAGACUGGUUGUUCAAGUAACUUUGAAAUUACUUAUUAGCAAAGUAAUUUUUAAGAUCAACUUGGCAAUGACCAUGACAGUUAUUUGGAUGUAAGACUGUGUUUAGUCAUCAUUAAAUAUGAAAUACAUAAAUAAACUAUAAAUAAAGAUUGGGAAAAGAUAAAUUAUAAUUAUACAUAGGAUCUGCAAGACAAAGGAGAAAUAAUGUUUAAGCCCCGUCCACACGGUCGAACUUUGCUCGACAGACUUUGUCCAAUGUGAUGUCAGAAGCGGGAAAAGUCAGAACCUUAUCCACAGUUUCUCUGCUUUUGACGUCACAUUGAACAAAGUCUGUUGGGCAAAGUUCGACAGUGUGGACCGGGCUUUAGAAAGAAAACAAAAUAUUAAAGAUGGUUAGGAGUCUACAAUGAAAAGUUUGAUAUGGGUGAAGGCAACAAAGUUGCUAAGAAAAAUGCAAUCUUGGACUCAGGGCUUGGAUGUGGUUUAAAAUCGUUUCAGAACUAACCUUCAUACCACAUAGAGUUCCUACAAUCAUGUUGGUAUCUUACAUGCAGAAAGGCAGCAAGAGAGCAGUCAAGUCAGGGCCUACAAUGAAUUAUAAAAGCAAUGGGGAAUACAAUGACCCUGCUUUCAAGGCUCUGGCAAAAUAGCCAUUUUAUGUACAACACUACUGAUAAUUAUGAAUGGGACAUUUCCUUUUUUCUCAAGUUACAUAAGAUUUUCAAAAAGUAGCAACAAAAUUAUCUUCAAUAUAUGAGAUCAUGCUUAUACAUUUCUGCAGUCUGUAAUAUAUUCAACAUAUUUCAGCAGCUCAUUAUGAUUUUACCCAGUACUGAUACAUUAUGAAUAAUGCUGAUGAUAAGAUUUCUGUAUUUUGCAUGUAAAGAAAACCCAGAUUAAACAAUCAUAGAAAUUUGGUAAAAAUCUCAGUCAAUUUCACUGAACCAUAGUAUAAAAACUUUUAAAAGUUGUAAUUUAGUAAGUACAAUCUAAAUUCAUUACUAAUAGACCAAAUCCCUUGAGCUACCCGGUGAGAGCUAAAUCAAUUUAAUUGUUUGAUAAACUAUUUUAUUUAUAAUAAUAAUAACCCUUUCUUUUAGAAGGAAAUUAUCAAGAGUAUGUUGGCUUCAGGAUGCCAUUUAAUAUUGAUACCUGAGAAACUGGAUGACAGAUUCAUCAGUACAAAACUUUUUUAAUUAAAAGGUUUGGUAAAAAAAAAAGUUUAAAUACCUUUCAUUUUAGAGAAUCAUACACUGUAUGUUAAGAGGUAUUGUUUGUGUCCCGUAUGGUUUUUCAAAGCUCUAAAUGGAUAUAUAGUAUGUCGUAAUCUGCCUUUACUUGCUACCUAAGGAAUACAUCUCUCAGCCUAAUUUGCUAGGUUGUUAUAUAGAUACUAUCACAUCAGUGUUAUAAAUGAUAAAAUAUAGGCUUUAAAACCAGAGGACGAUACAGUAUGAGUAAUUUUUUUUCUGUUAACUGAUGUUUGGAAAUUUAAAUCUCGAGUAUAGAAUACUGCAGUAAUGACAGACAUAAAAAGGCUGAAAAUUUUUAGACUGGGAUGGCAAAUUUAUUACAUCAAUAGCUCAGCUGUUGCCAAAUAAGCUUUUGCUAGUAAGGUUAGUAUUUGCAUAGUUUAACUUUAUACUUGCUAUUUGUCAUAGUUCAAAGGAAUAAAAAUAAUCCUAUAAUGUAUGCCACUUAUAUUGUUAUUUUUUAAACUUGAUAAUCUAGUUUUUAUGUUGGUGGUACGAGCUCAUUAAUCAUGUUGAAAUAAUAUAAAUUUACUGUAGCUCUAAUGGUUUCUCAAUCUUUUACUUCAGGUUUUCCCAUCUUCAGUUUAUGUCUAUUUAAUUUUAUAUAUAUUGAAUAGCAGUUAAAAAUAAUUUCACACCAUUCUCUCAUAGUUAGAAGUUUUUGGUAGCAUCUUUCUUGGUUUUAGUUUUUACAUAAAGCAGUGUAUACCACAUAUUAUAAACUUCAGGUCCAAGAUUGGUUAUAUAAUUUGUAUUGACUGAAAAUGAAUUUUUUAAAAGCCAUUUUUGUUGGGGGCAAAGACACCUGUUCAGUGGUAAACAUCACCAGUUUCAAGUAGUUUUCUAUAGAGUUUUUCCUUUAAGUAAUGUUAUUUGAAAGUGUCAGGGAUUUUUAUAUUUCACUUACUUGCAAGUUAUUACUGUUUUUCUCACAUUACUAUGUAGUUGCAGCAUACAUACUAAACUGUGACAGCAAUUGCCUGACAUAUGCCCCACCUUUUAGUAAUUAUUAAUAUAAAUUAUUUACUAGGUAAUGAUAUUUUAAAAUUUUACAAAGCAGUAUGUACAUGAACUUUUAGAUGCAAAAGAAUAAUACAACAUGUGUAUGACUAAUUCAUAAGACAUUUAUCCUUUGUAACAUAGAGUUUUUAAUUAUAUUAAGCUCAGUCAUUGUAACAGAUUUUCUAAAAAUCAAGCUCAGUCUUUUUCUUUCAUUGUAGAAAAUGUUCAAGCUGUCUUGGCUUCUACUUAGAAUACCACAUUAAUUUUUUAUUGAAUUAGUACACUGGAACUACUACCAAAAAUGCUAGUGGAUUGAUUUUGAGAAAACCUAUGUUUCUGAGGUGUAAGCUCAUGUCAUGAGAGCAACCAACAUGAAAGCUAAUCUUUUUACAAAUAUAAGUACAUAACCACUUUCAUUUUUUUAUUGUUGAUAGAAAUGGCUGUAAUCAAAACAUUAAUUCAACAUGAAUCAUUAGUUGACAUCUGUUGAUUUAGAAAAUCCAUAUGAAUAUAAAAUUUUUAUGAAUCUUCAAAAGUCUUUAUUUUUUAUAAAUUCAUAAUGGAUACAAUUAUUUCAUUGUGUCCCGUGGCAAUCAUUUAUUACAGAGAGCAGAGCUAGUCAAUCAAGUUGUACCAAAGACCAAUAAGUUCUGCAGUUCUCAGUGAUAUUGUGCAAUAAAUUUAUCCUCAGUA
Macrobrachium nipponense is the source of this 9136-nucleotide messenger RNA. RefSeq names its product ubiquitin-conjugating enzyme E2 W-like. The transcript is spliced from 7 exons. Bases 986 to 1405 code for a protein of 139 amino acids. NCBI's taxonomy places the organism in Eukaryota, Metazoa, Arthropoda, Malacostraca, Decapoda, Palaemonidae. The record is from RefSeq and is a predicted model, not a curated record.